Messenger RNA from Fusarium odoratissimum NRRL 54006, 309 nucleotides. RefSeq lists its product as uncharacterized. The record is from RefSeq and is a predicted model, not a curated record. Bases 1 to 309 code for a protein of 102 amino acids. Lineage: Eukaryota; Fungi; Ascomycota; Sordariomycetes; Hypocreales; Nectriaceae. The transcript has a single exon.
AUGCGUCAGAAACCUGAGGUUGAGGAAUCGAAGAUCGAGAGAUCUAAGGAGUCAAAGAGACCCGAGGUCUCGAUGAGGUCUGAGGUCUCAGUCAGAUCUGGGGGCUCAGUGGUGUCGAAAAGGCCCGAAAAGCGAGGGAAGCCAUCUAAACCUAUGGAAGGAGAGGUACCUGAGGACUCCGAUACAGAGAAAAGCGAAUCUGAGAAGUCGGAGCCAGAUGAGUUGGAGCGGGUGAAAUCGGUGUCUGAUAUUCCAAAGUCUGAGAAGUCAGAGUCUCCGGGGUCAGAGUCCGAAGUUGACACAGAGUAG